Molecule: messenger RNA, 1803 nt
Organism: Aspergillus vadensis CBS 113365
Lineage: Eukaryota; Fungi; Ascomycota; Eurotiomycetes; Eurotiales; Aspergillaceae
Product: transcription factor domain-containing protein
Exons: 3
Coding region: 1-1803 (600 amino acids)
Biological process (GO): regulation of DNA-templated transcription; DNA-templated transcription
Molecular function (GO): zinc ion binding; DNA binding; DNA-binding transcription factor activity, RNA polymerase II-specific
Source: RefSeq, a predicted model, not a curated record
AUGCUACGUCGGACAAUCGCAUCCGGGAGAUCCUGCCUCGAAUGCAGUCGACGAAAGAUCAAGUGUGAUAGGUCACUUCCUUGUUCCUACUGUGUGAAGAUCAAAGCAGCAUGUGUUUAUCCGCCGAAGAGAAGGCAAUCUCGGAGCCCGGACUCAGGGAGUGUCAGUGUCACGAGUCGGCUUGAUAAUAUUGAGGAUACGCUACGAGUAUUGAGCGAGGAUCUGGGUCAGAUUAGAAACUCCUUACGCCACUUAGUCUCUUUUUCGGCAUCCGACGCUACGGGGGAUGGUGAGUUUCUCCAAACAAGACCCUCGCUUCCUCAUGGAAAGUGCGUCGAUACUGGUCUUGGCUCGGAAAUUGAAGCAGAGCCUCCAAUCCGCGCAAAUAGCGCUCUUGAUAGCGCAAAAGAAACAAUCGAACGACAACACCCGUCGCCUGUCACGAUAUCCAUUCUGUGGCAUUGGUACUUGGAUACCGUUGAUCCCGUAUUGAAGACAUUCCACACGCCUAGUGUUCAAAAAGACAUUCUGCGAGUCAUUACAGAAGAUACCACUGUGGACGUAGCAAAACAGUGUUUGCUCUUCGCGAUCUAUUAUUCUUCAGUAACCAGUAUGUCAUCUACCACGUGCUUGGACAAGCUGAAUGAAGAUAGGUCAACGCUAUUGGAACGAUAUCGGAAUGGAGUCGAGCGCGCACUUGCACGAGUAGACCUUUCGUCUUCCUUAGACAUUACUCUCCUACAAGCAUUUACCAUAUAUCUUACCUGUCUCCGACUAGACAGCCGCGGCCCAACAGUCAAAACCCACCUCUCUACAGCCAUCAACAUGGCAUACCGGAUGAAUCUUCACCGUGACGGCACAACACAAAGACUUUCAGUAUUGGAGACUGAAACGCGACGUCACCUAUGGUGGCAGCUCGUUACCCUUGACACCCGAACCGCAGAAGAUCACAACACAACGCCCUAUAUCCUUAAACCAUCCUUCACCACACAAUUUCCAUGCAUCAUCGUUGACGCAGGCCUCCCAUCCCCGAGCAUAUCCAAUGCAACUACAUCCUGCACGUUCUUCCAACUUCUCCAUUACGAACUCAUAUCCUUCACCCGACGCAUCAUUUUCUCGGACACUUUCAAUCAGGCAAACGACUAUCACAUCUUGUCCCCAAUACAUAAGCACAAGGCCAUCAACGACUUUCGACAAUCACUGGAGACCCGAUAUUUCUCUCACUGUGGCUCCAUAAAUCCCCUAGAAUUUAUAACGGCGGCAACUGUUCAGCUCUUCCUCGUGGAAAUGAAAUUAGCGGUGUGUAAGCCUGGACAAAAUUUUCGACCUAUUUGUGUAGAGGUCCUUCAGCGAGCACUCGCGCUGAGGGAGCAUGAGCAGGGACAGAAGUGGCUUUGGCUGGUUCAGAGGGAUAUAGAGUGGGGGAUGAUGGAGCUGCUGCUAGAUGAUCUAUGCGCAGAGGGGGUGAACGAGGGAAGGGAAGAGGCAUGGAGGGUUGUUGAGCAAGCAUAUGGAAAUUGGGAGGGGGAUGAAACUGAACAGGAAACUGGAAAAUGGGCGGUCAUUAAGGCUUCAAGGACCCGUGCUUUGACUGUUCGGGGUUGCGCGAGCGAAGUCGUUGUGUCGAAAGGCCUCGAAUUGGUGCCGGACAGUUAUGGUCCUGUGCCGGUGGAGGAGCUUGCUGAAGGUACUGUAACGGGAGAACUGCCAGGCGAUGGAACCGUGUGCGAGUGGAGUAUGGAGGCGUUUGAGCAGUAUUUUCUGGCGCUGGGUGCCGGGGACGGUAUGUCGAAUGUGCUUUAA